This is a messenger RNA of Chara braunii, 2897 nucleotides long. Lineage: Eukaryota; Viridiplantae; Streptophyta; Charophyceae; Charales; Characeae. The record is from the annotation of a GenBank genome assembly.
GGGAAACAUAGGUAGGGGCCACCAUUUUGUCGAACGGUAGGCAGUUGCCAGAAGCUAGGCCUAUAGUUAACUUCCUCGCAGCCGUCAAGCGMGGUGCCCUCAUGUACGCCACCGUCCUGCGAGAUGGUUCAGUGCCCGAGACGGCACAGAUCGUUCUGAGGAGGUGGAAGGCCAUUUUCCGGUCUUUCCCUCCGAAGGACGUGUUKGCCAUUUGCACGGACUCUGCGGCGAACUAUACGUCGACAACAAAACUCCUUGCAAACGACCCCGAUCCGCAGGUCCGCCGUAUUACUUGGCUCCCGUGUUCCAGCCACGUCGCCAACUUGAUGUUGUUUGACAUCGGGAAACGGGUUCCUUGGGUUACGGACACCAUUUUCAGAGCUCGGGUGUUGGUGCGACUCAUUAAAUCGCACAGUGCAGCUUAUCACCUUUUCAGGGUGAAGAGUCGUCGCCGCACAAUUGUGCACCCCGUGGAGAUGCGAUUCGCGUCCGUUUUUUUUAUGUUUGUGUGUUUGCUCGCCAGGCGUAAUGCCUUGGAGAGCAUGCUUCAUGACGAGUGGGACAAGAUCCCAUGGGAGCCGUCGAAGCGUAGACAGGCUCUGUGGGUUCGACAGGUCAUCUGGUGUGCCGAUUUCUGGCGCAACGUUUACCACGCUAUCGCUGUCAUGACCCCUGUCCAUCAGCUGUUGAGGAGGUUGGACAGGGGCGGCAUGAUCAUGUCCACGAUUUACUCAUGGUCGAAGGAGUUGGUACGACAGGUGGCUGCUGUUGACGUCCCUAAUGACAUGCGGGGGCCGUGCGUGGAGGCAGUGCAGAUCCCCACCAUGCAUAUGCUUGAGCCUGCGCACGCUGCUGCGCACCUGCUCAACCCCUUCACACGCUCUCUCCGUCACUACGAGUCCGUCCGCAGGACAACUGUGGACCUCGAGGUAGUUACCGAGUGCGACUCGUUUCUGUUAGCGCAGACAUGCGGUGAUCCGACGGGGGAUACAUACUUGCGGUUGCGGGAGCAAAUGCGUUCCUUCCACGCUAGGAUUGGGCACACGACAGACAAGGGGACGAGGGAUGCCGAGGCGGAGGCCUGUAUCGGGGAUGAGGAGACGAGCAGGUGCACGUCCUGGUGGGAGGAGCACGGCUCAUGCUUCCCGGACUUGCAGGAGAUUGCUUGCCAUGUGAUGCACAUGUGGAUGUGCGCUUCUCUUGCUGAGAGGAAUUGGGCAGAGCAUGAGCGCAUCCACAUGGCCAAGCAUAACAAGCUCGAGUUCAGGAAGGUCGAGCAGUUAGUUGAGAUUGCUACAAAUCUCAAACUACUUGGAUGCAGCAAGCGGAGUGGGGGGUACGUUCUUCCGUGGGGUCACAAGGCGACCCUGGUUGAGGCGCAACCAAAGGAGUACACACACCUGGUGGUCGACGACGAGGAUGAGGAGGAUGAGCCUGAGCCAGAGGAGUGGGGAGCCAGAGCUCAAGCGGAGAUACUGCUUCCUUAUGACCACGUGMUUCCUCCGCCAGCAGAGCCAGUGCAGGCRUCGGAGGACCAGACGGACACGRAGGGCAGUGUAGAUAAGAGUGCGGAGAGACUCGACUACACGUACRGAGGAGGAGCAGAUGGAUUUCAGCCACGCUGCACAUUCAUUCAGGAGAGCGACGACGAUUCCAUCCCCGCCACCGAUAUAAGGUUGGAGCGUGGACAGCGAGAUGCUUCAGGCAGCGUGAGCGGAGUUGUUAGACGUGGCGCGAGUGGAGGUGCUUUAGGCGGGUCUAGUGGUGUACCUUGUGCCGACGCAGCGACACCCGACACCCCAGUGCCCGAGACGUCGUCCCAGGGAGAUGUCAACUCCGGGUCCACGAUGGGAGGAGACUUAGGUGCGUCUGAGUAUGGAGAUCCGGUCGUGUCCAACGUCAUACUUGGACUUUGUGCGGCGGGCACAUUGCAGCCUGAUCCUCCAGCCACUCAGGAGGCAGUUCCUAUGGACCGUGAUUCAGGCGAGUUGGAUGGAGGCCGCAGACCCGAUGCGGAGGGCGAUGAUGGGGCGGGUGAUCCCGACCGUCUUGCGCCUGCGCACAGUGCCGGUUCAGCUAGUAUGUCGUUGGCGUUGGUGUUGCUUGAUCCUUCACCGGUGGCGCACGAGGAUCCGUCACAUCCUGCAGAGGGUGGAGGUGGUGUUGAUGAGGAGGGGGAGGGCGGUACAGCACAUGACUGUCUUGACCCCGUGAGAGCAGAUAUGGAGGAGGAGCAGAUUACACCGGGCCUACUUCUCCCUGACGCGUUGCACCGUGCACUAGUGGAAGAUCCGAUUAGCAGGGGACCUGCAGGAUCUCUCGGGGCCGGAGUUCGCUCGCCCCCGCUUUACACACCUUUGAACCCUCUGUAUUCUGGCUCUCCUGCGAGCUUGGAGCGCGAGCAGCAGCGUUCAGAGUCUAUUAGAGCAGCGGCUUCGGGUGCAUGUACGACUCGCAUCCCCCCAAUUACACCUCCUCCACCGACUACGCUCCACGGUACCCCGACAACUGUCAUGGGCAGUAUUGCCGAGAGAGGCCACAUGCCGUCAUCGUCGUCGCCUCGCCUAGACACACAGCAGUCGCUUCACCGUCCGUGGAGCACAGUGCGACGAAUUGAUGAUGGCGUGAGGGGUGAUUUCGCGGCGCAGCAAGCAUGGGUGAAGGAGGAGCAGAGGCCGGCAACGAGUAUGCAGACUGCUUAUCACAUUCUCGGACUGCCUAGAUUCGGCGCUCGCAGAGACCUACUUUUAAGAUCACGCAUGGCCGCACCUACGUUAGACACUUCUAGCGAGGACGAUGUGUUGGCGCCUCAUGAAGAGUGAUCUCACACACGCAUUAACGAGAUAGAGUUUCGUAUUGCUAGGGACGAGGCGCGAUUAAGGGAGUUGCACGACAGA